AUGGACGCAAGAAAAGUGCUUGAUCCUCCCUAUGCUUUCAAUUUGUCUCCAUCUCAUUUCUUCUUGCAAAAAGAAAACUCAGAUACCACUGUUGUGAUUAACCGUGAGACUAAUGGAAUAACAGUUGAAGAAAAACACUCUCAGCUUCCAGGGAAGCCAAAAGAAUGCUAUAGUAAGGAACCGAUAUUGAUCAGCAUGAGCUGGGAGAACUCCUAGCAGCUUUCCAAUUCAAAUUGACGAAAUAACUCGGGGAGCCGACAAAUCCCUUAUACUAGGCUUAUUUGUCAAGUCCCAAGUUGAUUCAUCACCUUGAGUUGGAAAACCAAAUCUGGGAGUUGCUAGUCAUUCUCCCAGCCUAAGCUGAUCAUAUCUGUUCCUAGUCUAUAUGGUUUCAUCGGUAUUGCUAAAUUUUCAUUUACGAACUAUGUGAUCGUCAUUACACAGGCUAAUUACAUUGGGCGUAUUAAAGACUCUUAUAUUUUGCAAAUAGUAGAUGCAGAAUUUAUGCCUUACUCAAGUAGCCAAGAAAAUCCUCCAGAGAGGAAAAAAGAUGAUUAUUUUAUAGCUGAUUUUUUUUACCAAAAAUUAUACCAAUUAAAAAAGCCUAUUAAUUUUAGAAAAAAUUAUCGGAAAUAUUUUAUAAACUUAUUGCUUGAAUUAAUCCGCUCAAAAGCAUUUUAUUUCUCCUACGACUAUGACCUUACACACUCUAUGCAGAGAGCAGCCAAUUUUUCCGACAAACAAAGUGCUUCUUACUUAUGGGAAAGAGCAGAUUAUAAAUAUUUCUGGAACUCCUUUUUAUCAGAAGACUUCAUGAAUGCUGGUGCCAGCGACGUAAUAAUUCCUAUAAUUAAUGGGUUUGUGCAAGCAGAAAGUAUCAUUAUUGAAGGAUCGCCAUUAGAGUUUAUUUUGAUAAGCAGGAGAGACCAUAGAAGAGCAGGGACAAGAUUUAACACAAGAGGACUAGAUGAAUCAGGUCAUGCAGUUAACUUUGUAGAAACUGAACAAAUUAUAACGUGUUUACGCAAUGGAAAAGUCACAGUUUGCUCCUUUGUGCAGAUUAGAGGAUCAAUACCGCUUAUUUGGCAGCAGAAACCUAAUUUAAAGUGGGCACCUAAGCCGAGAGUUCUAGGAGGUGUGCAGCAGAGCUCAAAUGCAGCUUUUCAGCAUUUUACUGACUCCCCCCCCCCCUCCGUGAGCGAACAAAAAAAAUUUUGUUCGCUCACGGAGGGGGGUUAAUUUUUUUUUUUUAAAAAAAAUUUAUAUAUAAAUUUUAUAAAAAAAUAUUUUUUUCGAAAUUUAAAAAAAUCCUAAUUUGCAAAAAUUGGGAAGCAAAUAUUAAAUUUAAUUUGCAAAAUUUAUGUUUUAAAACGCAAUUUGUUUAAAAUUAAACAGAAUUAGCUCUAGAUUUCAUUAUACUAAUUAUCACUUAUAUAUCAAAAUUUUUUUCCAUUAAAAUUUUUUCUAUUAAAAAAAAUUUUUGUUCACUCACGGAGGGUGGGUUUUUGGUCAAAAAAUGGCGAUUUUUCUAAUGGUUUUGUUCGCUCACGGAGGGGGGGGGGGGAGUGAGCUUCAUGAGGUUUAUUCAGGAAUUUCAAUGAUAAAUUUGAUUGAUAAAAGUGGAAGUCAAAAGAUGAUGGGAAACGCCUUUGGUGAGCUAGUGGAAAUUGUGAAGGAUGACAAAUUAAGUCUUAUUUGGUUCGAUUUUCACCAUGAAUGCAAAAAAAUGAAAUACGAAAAUCUAACUUUUCUAAUAUUUAAUAAAUUUUUGGUUUUAUUAAUGUUUUUUAGGAAAUUUAAUAUUCAUUUAUUAUGUCUAUAAUCCUAAAUGUCUAAAAUUUUAAUUAAAUAGCAUAUAAAAGUAUAUUAUUUGCAUAUUGAUAAGGUUUAGAGUAAGCAAACUAUUAGCAGAAGUAGAGACUGAUUUAUCAAACUACCAAUGGUGCCAAUUAAGCGUCGAUGAAGGCCUUCCUUUUACUAGAGCUGAAGUGGUUUUAAACCAAAAUGGAGUUUUCAGGACAAAUUGUAUGGAUUGCUUAGACAGGACUAAUGUUGUGCAGUCUGUAUUCGCCAGAAAUGUUUUGCAUAGGCAGCUUUAUUCACUUAAAAUUCAUUCCAAGCCCACAGGAGAAGCCUUCCAGCCAUUUCCAGAGCCAUUAGAAGACUGUUUUAGAUCUUUUUGGACGAAUAAUGCUGAUGAGCUAAGCUUGCUAUAUUCAGGAACCCCAGCACUUAAAACUGAUUUCACAAGGACAGGAAAAAGAACAAUAAAAGGAGCAAUCAAUGAUGGAGUUAAUAGCGUGACAAGGUAUAAUAUCAAUAAUUUCAUGGACGGGAGACGUCAAAAUUCUCUUGAUGCAUUUUUAGGCAAAGUUUCAGUAAAGAGGACCAAAGCAAGCCUUAAAGGAAAAUUCAGCUCACUGUACACAGCUUUAUUGACCAUUUCGGCGCUGCUAUUUAUAUCUCACUUCACAGCAAGUCAUUUUUCGGAAGGUUGGGGAUAUUAUUGGGGAAUAUUUUUGGUGUCUAGCUUAGCACUUUUUAAAGUUGCCAUGAUUUAUGGAACAGCAUUGAUAGAUAAACCGUUGCUUAACUCUUAA
This is a messenger RNA of Blepharisma stoltei, 2600 nucleotides long. NCBI's taxonomy places the organism in Eukaryota, Ciliophora, Heterotrichea, Heterotrichida, Blepharismidae. The record is from the annotation of a GenBank genome assembly.